AUGCUAUCCAACCCAUGGGACAAAAAAAUUGAAUUGGUCGUCCCUCGCUGGCCCAAAAGAAUGAAAGAAAUCUGGUUCUUUGAUGCGUCUUUGCGCAUCCCCCAAAUCGUCCCAUCGCUGCACCUUUUCCACGCCUCUGUGAAAACCGAAAAUUUGAGCACCCAUAUGCCCAACCUUAUUACUGCUGACUCGCCGCACAUCGGCCCUGCGUGGAGGUCUGUCGAAAACAGCACUCCACCCAGCCUGCCCCGCCCCCGGUUCUACACCGAUGUCAAAUUCAACCUUGAGCGGAUCGACCCGCCGCCCCCGGUCCUGGACCCGCUCAUGUCAUGGGCGAUGGAUGCCCACUGGUCUAUGGGCGGCCUAAGCUUCAAGCGCCACCGCCUCCAGGGCCGAAUCGAGGGCAAGGUCGAGAGGCUCCGAACCCAGCGCGAGCAGAUCUCCACAAAAUCCGCCAGUGAUUCGCCUGCUGUCGGAUCCGGUAAAAAAGGCGGCACCUCCCGGGUGAGAAAAUCUCCUUCUCCGCCGCCGCCUCCGGUGGCUCUCAAGCGGCGCCGGGUUGUUGGGUUGAUAGAUGAAGAGGAUGACGAGGAGGAGGUCGUUGCGCCGCCGAAGAGGGGGCCGGUGAGGAAAUUGGGGGAUGAUUUCGAGCGGGUUGCAAGGGAGAGCGGGAUCGGCGCCGCCAGUGGCGGCGAAGCUGGUGGUGCUGUGGCGGGGAGGACGAGGAGUAAAAGGGUUGAAAUGGGCGCGGGUGCUGAUGAGGGGAAAAUGAAGAAAAAGAAGAAAUUGGUUAAGGGAGGGAGAAGGAUUGGGGCUGCGGUGGUUGCUGCCACCACUGGAAAGAGAAGCUCGCCGAGGCUGGCCAAGAGCGCAACACAAGAGGCUUCAGUUCGAAUUUGGUGGAUUCUGAGUUUCGUCAAGCAAGUUGUCGGCAGAGUAGAAGAGGGCCCCGACGUCUUGAAGCCAGAGGCGGCGGACCUCGUCGCCGCAAAGUGGUGCCUCGAACAAGUGCUUUUGUCAACUGUUGACUCUCUGGGAUCGGGUAGCUUGAGAGGAGUCGGCAAUAUGGGAUCCGAAUUGGAGGAAGAUUUCAAAAAUUUUAGUCUAUCUGCGAAAGAGGAGGGAGGGAUCGAAAUAGAGGAAGAUGAUAUCAGAACCAGAAUGAAAGAAUGUUCUCUCAGCCUAAUGGGAAGUUUAUUUGGGGAAAAGAGGGCAAGCUUUUUGGGGCUCAAGAAUACGCUGCAGAAUAUUUGGUUGACCAAAAAACCUUUCUUUUCAAGAAUGGUGGGAAGUAACAAAUACCAAUUUAUCUUCCAAACAACAGAGGAUAGGAAGAAAGUCCUGGAAGGCAAAGCUUGGACUUUUGAUGGGCAGUACCUAUUAUUAAAGGAAUGGAGUGAGGAGAAUAAUGGUUAUACUGAAGAAGAACACAAAGUUGAAUUGUGGGUGCAAAUUCAUGACUUGCCGCUCCACUGGGUAACUGAAGAAGUGGGAAUGAAGGUUGGGAAACUGUUUGGCAAAGUGGUGGAUGUCGUGGUGCCAGAGAUGGGAGGAGUAGGAGGAAGAAUGGUUAAAAUCCUCGUUGAACUUAAUCUCAAUGAGCCGAUACUAAGAGGUACUCAUCUCAAAAUGGGAGGAGAAUCCAAAUGGGUAUCAUUCAAGUAUGAGAACCUCCAGAAUUUCUGCUACUACUGUGGAGGAUUGGACACUCAGAUAGAUCGUGUGGCCAGAAAAAAGAGGAUAUAG
This is a messenger RNA of Striga hermonthica, 1746 nucleotides long. The record is from the annotation of a GenBank genome assembly. Lineage: Eukaryota; Viridiplantae; Streptophyta; Magnoliopsida; Lamiales; Orobanchaceae.